AGCACAUGUCUUGUAAGCGAAAUUGCGCUCGACGAAAGGAGGCUAGAGCUGUUUUGUAUUGUUGCCGAUGCCCCGCCUCUGAUGGUAGCCUUAAACCUGGCACCCAGCUAAAACAAACCAAAGCCAGCACCGAGCUCCCACUCAAUCCAAUUAAGGCGGACUUGAGGCGCUCUCCUACGUGUUCAUCUACCAGGAUCGACGUUGAGACAACAGGAACCAGAGGGGCUUUGGCCAAAAAAAAAAAAAAAAAGAAGAGAAGGAGAGAUUGCCUUGCCUUCUAAUUUCUCCCUCUCCAGCCCCAGAACAAUGUCGAUGAGCCCUAAGCAUACGACUCCUUUUUCUGUUUCCGAUAUCUUGAGUCCCCUUGAGGAGAGCUAUAAGAAAGUAAGUAUGGAGAAUAACAACUUGGGGGCACCUCUCACUUCUUACCGGCAGCCGCAGGUCUCUCAGGCGGCGAUGCAGCAGCACCACAUGGGCCAUAAUGGGACUGUGUCUGCGGCUUACCACAUGACUGCGGCAGGUGUUUCUCAGCUGUCACACUCGGCCAUGGGGGGCUACUGUAACGGCAACCUGGGAAACAUGGGCGACCUGCCGUCGUACCAGGACGGCAUGAGGGGCAGCACCACGGCCACCGGCUGGUACGGAGCCAACCCGGACCCGCGCUUCUCCACCAUUUCUCGCUUCAUGGGCUCGUCGUCGGGCAUGAACAUGGGCAGCAUGGGCAGCCUCAGCUCCCUGGCAGACGUGGGUAAGGGCAUGGGCUCCCUGUCCAGCACCCCGAGGAGAAAGAGACGGGUGCUGUUCUCCCAGGCGCAGGUCUACGAGCUGGAGCGACGCUUCAAGCAGCAGAAGUACCUGUCGGCACCGGAGAGGGAACACCUGGCAAGUAUGAUCCACCUCACCCCGACCCAGGUGAAAAUCUGGUUUCAGAACCACCGGUAUAAGAUGAAGAGGCAGGCUAAAGACAAAGUGUCCCAGCAGCAGAUGCAGCAGGACAGCGGCUCCUGCCAGCAGCAGCAAUCCCCGCGGAGGGUGGCCGUGCCGGUGCUGGUGAAGGACGGCAAGCCCUGUCAAGGCAGCGGCCACACGCCCACAUCCUCCGCACAGACCCUCCACCAGCAAGGGGGCAAUGUCAUGAUCAUGUCCAACAACACCUCCGGCCUCGGGCAGCACCAGAGCCAGCAGGUGGGAAGCACGGGUCACUCUCCAGAUUUGGCGCCGCACUCCUCCAGUCCGCCGUCCCUGCAGAGCCAAGUGGCCGGCCUCUCUCACCUCAAUUCCCCCGGCGGAGAGUACGGCUCAGCCCUGCAGUGUUCAGCCCUGUUAUACGGCAGGACGUGGUGACAAGAGGCGCCGGCUAUUUAAACCGAUUCUUAUAUUUAAAGAAGAAGAAAAAAAGACAUAUUUUUACUGUAAAUGUGCGCAUCUGAACAAGAGCCGAGUGAAGUCGGCAACGCUCUUCUUGAAUUUUCACCUUUUUGGAAGGAAGUGUGACUUAUAUGGAAGGAAGGAAGGAAGGAAGGGCACAAACACUUUUGACCAUAAAACUGCGGAAGUUUUGGGAUUUAUUUAUGUAAAUUAUAUUGAGACAAAAGACGAAUCAGCAGUCAUAUAGGCCGCAGUAGUUCGGGGAAAGUGAACCUGAACAGGGAAACUGUUGUAUAUGGAUGCUGUUAUAUUCCCCCUCACACACACACGUGACUCUGAUUUAUAUAGAAUUUAAUGUAAGCCGUAGAUCUAGCUUGUAUAUUUCUGUGAAAUGUUUGAAUUUUAGCUAUCUGUUGUACAAAGUUUUUGACGCUAUUGCCGGUUUGUUGUCGUUUCAUUGGUAUUUGUACGUUUUAUUUCUUUGUAACUUAUAUAGAUAUUUGACUUACUACAAAACAGUCCUAUUAAUAAAUUAUGGAAACAAGAAAGUUAAGCUUUUUUUGUGAAAUAUGUCAACAUAUGCGGUGUUAAAUGGCGGAAAUAUUCCUUUUGGGAAAAAGUCAAUAGAGCAAAAAUUAAACCAGUAGCCUACAGUCUUGUUAUUGUUAUUAUUAUUAUUAUUAACAUUUAUUAUUAUUAUUUGCUCGUUUUCUACGAUAGGUGGUUUAGUUAUUUCUUAAAGAAAUCUAUUAAUUAUUGUAGGAAAAUAAAUCCAGACAUCCAUGUCGUUAAAUAGGUUCAUUUUUGGCAAACUGACAGGACUAAAUACUUUAUCAACACUCGGGCUCUUAUUCUGACAUGACAAUUAAAUACCGGAGCCUAUUUUUCUUCUUUAUUCUCUGACAAAUCACACCGGCUCUGGCUUAUCGUUACAGGCUAAAGCUCACACAAGCGUGCCCUGCAGAGUAAACGGACCCUUUAUGAGCUGUUUCUUUUCUCUUUCUCUGGUGUUUGACUGUGUGAGUCAGAAAGGUGAGGUCUUUUCGGCUCCACAACAUCAAACGCGAACGCUGCUCAAAGAAAAGCUUAUCGACGAAAUCCCUGACCAAACAGCGCGGUGUUCUCCUCAAAUAACUCGCGAGGCCGAACUGUCGGCGCGGGAGCUAUCAGCAGGUUUCUCAAUAAUCAAUCAGGGGUAUUGAAAGGAAACGGCGAAAGGCUGUUUGUGCUCGGUGUCAAUAGCAAACCAGCCCAAACGUUUCUUUAAAGAUUAGACUGUAUUUUAGGGUGUUUGAUACUUCCCAGUGCUUUUUUUAACGGCCGCAAGAAUG
This is a messenger RNA of Anarrhichthys ocellatus (wolf-eel), 2699 nucleotides long. It is a transcript of the gene nkx2-1, whose product is annotated as NK2 homeobox 1. Gene Ontology annotation, cellular component: nucleus. Gene Ontology annotation, molecular function: RNA polymerase II cis-regulatory region sequence-specific DNA binding; DNA-binding transcription factor activity, RNA polymerase II-specific. The record is from RefSeq and is a predicted model, not a curated record. Lineage: Eukaryota; Metazoa; Chordata; Actinopteri; Perciformes; Anarhichadidae. The transcript has 2 exons. Bases 307 to 1344 code for a protein of 345 amino acids. Gene Ontology annotation, biological process: regulation of transcription by RNA polymerase II; cell differentiation.